ACUAGCCGUUACCACACUCGACCAAUAAAAUUGAUUUUGACCAUCUCCAUAAUCAUAUCCAUUAUUAUCAAUCAAUAUCUUCCUAAAAUUAAACCACCGUUUCAAAGAUUGAGAAAUUUCCAAACUUGAAAUCAUCCCUCUUUGUGUGCUGAUCUCUUGCUUCAUCAACAAUGGCGGGCUCCUCCAAUAGAUCUCCGUCGCCGGUGCCGUUAAGGCACAGUCCCCACCCAAGAAUCUCCUCCUCCUCGGAGGUCCAUUCCGCCGCCAGGAGAAGUUUCAGUGGCAGUCCUUCUCCCAAGCCUUUUCCGCUCACGAACCCUAGACGAAGCUUCAAUCCCAUCACUCCCGCUAAUAGCCCGGCAGAUUCUGGGAGGAGGGGUUUACCGGUGAAAGAGGAGGUUGCUGCAUCUUCAUGGGAUUUCGCAGAGAAAGAAAACGAAAGAGCGGCGAAACUCCGGUCACCGGCGAAGGGCUCCAAAAAUUUCAUGUCUCCGACCAUUUCCGCCGCUUCCAAGAUCUGCCCAUCACCCAAAAAGAAGGUCUUGGUGGACAGAAAUGAGCCGGUUCGGUCUUCAAUCACGUUGUGCGACGGUAAAGCUACGUUCUUUUCAUCGAUCUCUUCAGAAUCUACCGAAUAUUCCAAGCCAAAGCCCGAGAUUCGUGCGGAUAAGAGCAGCAUUCUGGGCAUUCCGGACCAUAAGGAGGAUAUUCUUCAAGUUCAAGGUCCUCCAGUUACAAAAACCUUGAAAAGGGUAAAAUUUGCUGAGGUACCUUUAUAUUGUGAUAAUGUUUCUGAUUCAUUAUCUGAGACAGUAGUAACAGAUUCUGAUUGUUUCACUGCUGAAACAUCCUCAAAGAACAUAAGUUCUUGUUCCACUUUGUCUUCUCCUAGUACUAAUAUAGCUCCACUUGAUGCUGAUCCAUCUCCGAGCCCUUAUGAUCCCAAGACUAAUUACCUUUCUCCUAGGCCUCAGUUUCUUCACUACAGACCAAAUCCAAGAAUUGAUGUUCUUAGAAGCUUGGAUAAGGGUGGUGAUAUGGGGGAGCCUAAGCAGCUAGAUGAGAGUUUUAUGUCUGAAAUUGUAUCUGAGAACUCUGACUCUGAGUCUCAGAUGGAAGAUUCUCAGAAGGAAUCUGAGGAUUCUUCUUCUUCAGAGGCAGAGGUAGUAGUAGUAGAAUCUGCAGUUGAAGAAACAGACAUGGCUGAAGAGCCUAAGUCUUCAGAGGAAGAGGUAGUGGUGGUAGAUAAGUCUUUGGAGGAGGAGAUAGUACUAGAACCAGAAACUGAUGAAACAGAUGAAAUGGUUAAGGAAAUCCCAGAUGUAUUUAAGCCAACGAAACGUAGAUUCUAUGUCCAUUCGAAGUUGUUUUAUAGUACUAUUUUCCUUGUCAUGAUUGCUUGUUUAUCAAUCUCAGUGACUGAUACUCCAAUCCUCAAUGGUUAUGGAGUCAAAGAUUUGAAACUCACCAAUAUCUCUCACUUGGGAUCACAAAUUUCUGGGUUGUUUCAAUCUACUUUGAAGGAUCAGUUCAUGGGGACUUCGGGUUUUAGUCCAGUGCAGUUUAUAGACAUCAGUGCUGAUCUUGAAGGGGGUAGUAAAUGGGAAUUAGAAGAGGAUAGAGAGUUUGAGGAAUUGGAAGAAGAUGAUGUAGAACCUGAGAAAAUGGUAGAAAAAGUUGAAGAAGAUGAGGUGAAAGAGGAUGUUGAGUCUGAUGGUGAAGGAUCUGAAGAAGAAGAAGAAGGUGAAAACCUCGAGUUUGAGGUUAAAGAGGAUGCCAAAGCUGAAGAGGCUGAAUUUGAAUUGGAGGAGGAUAAGGUUGAAGAGGAUGUGGAAAUGGAAUCUGAAGAAAGCCUCGUGUUAGAAGUCGAGGGUGGUCAGGAUCUAAAGCAAGAGCUCGUUGCUUCUUGCUAUGAUUCUGUUAAUGCUGAUGAAGUUGCUGCUGUGUCACAGGACUUUGAUAUCAAAACUGAAUCUGCUACUGCACCCGCUGAUAUUCAGCCUGAAGUAGUCGAAGUGGUUAAAUUCGAGGGUGAUGAUAAUGCAAUUCCCCAUACUGAACUUGAAACCGCUUUGUUGGAUGCCAAUCUCGAGACUAAAAUGGAUGAUUCUUGUGUUGAGAAGCCCUCAACUUUAGAAAUGCUGGCGUCUACGAUUCAGGAAAGGAGUUCUACAAUCCUAGGAAUUUCGUCGUUCUUACUCAGUGCAGUGGCAGUUGCAGCUUUCAUCUUUGUCAAACAAAAGAACCCGACUCCAGAUUAUGUGGUGGUUCCAGCAUGUUUGCCCAAGAACAACCUAGUAUCAUCAGCUUCUGCAAAGCAUAUAGUGCAAGAGAAACAAACUUCUGAUGAGGAUUGGGAACCAGAAACCGAUGUUGUUGCAGAGUCGUCUUGCCCUUCGGAAAUGAGCAGCAGCUUUGAAGUGAGCACAUCUCACAGCAGAAAGGAUGCUGCAAUGCAACAGACCAGCAGAGCUCGGAGACAGGAAAGAAAACCGGGCAAAAGCAGCAGUUCGAGAAGGGAGUCGGUUGCUGCUUCUUCGGAUUACUCUCUGGGUUCGCCAUCGCCUUCUUAUGGAAGUUUCACCACCUAUGAGAGGAUCCCAAUCAAGCAUGGAAGUGGUGGAGGUGAAGAAAUUAUUACUCCUGUUAGGCGCUCUAGCAGAAUUAGAAGCAGCCAAGUUACUUCACCAUGAAUUCUUCAAGUCUGAAGCUUUCUUCACCAUGAACUGAAGAACUCAGCUUUCAACAUAACUUUAGGCAUUAGCUUUUAACAUCUCACGUGUGCAGAUGGGAAUUUGUAGUCAGUUUCUGACUGAACUUGAAAUGAUUGUUUGUGAUUUCUAGGAUGUUGGUAGCUUAGGUUAAAAACAUUAUUGCUGUU
Messenger RNA from Ipomoea nil (Japanese morning glory), 2881 nucleotides. RefSeq lists its product as uncharacterized. Bases 171 to 2693 code for a protein of 840 amino acids. NCBI's taxonomy places the organism in Eukaryota, Viridiplantae, Streptophyta, Magnoliopsida, Solanales, Convolvulaceae. The record is from RefSeq and is a predicted model, not a curated record. The transcript has 3 exons.